Messenger RNA from Penicillium cataractarum, 684 nucleotides. RefSeq lists its product as uncharacterized. Bases 1 to 684 code for a protein of 227 amino acids. The record is from RefSeq and is a predicted model, not a curated record. The transcript has a single exon. NCBI's taxonomy places the organism in Eukaryota, Fungi, Ascomycota, Eurotiomycetes, Eurotiales, Aspergillaceae.
AUGACCGCGAAAGCUGAAACUAUUUCUGAAAGUGUUUACCAUGUUAUGCUUAUGGUCGCCCCGGCAAAGGCUCCAAAGGGGCAGAUUGAAAAGAUACGAGUCCUAGGUACCUACACUUCUAUUAGAAAAGCCAAGGAUGCUGCACAUCGUGGGCUCUUCGACAGCGGAUACGAGCGAGAAUGGUUCUCGUCCUUUGAGACAAAGCCCGAGGCGCUGGAAGACCUCGCAGCCUCGGAGGGAACGGGGCUUGCAGUUUAUGCCGUUGCGUCGGAUGGUACGAAGUUCAGACUUCGUGUAUCGACAUCUCCGAACGACUUGGAGUUGACGAGUGAUAAUGAAAACGGACGGGUUGUAAUUCCACUUUAUUAUGUGGUGCAGACCAAUGUUCCCUAUUGCACCCACGAACGGAAGCCAACCCAUGACACCCAUAUUGAAGGGGUGUUCAAGUCCUAUGCAGACGCUCGGAAAUUUGCGAGCACUUUGCUACUUUCAGAGGAGGAUGGAGUCAAAGCCUCCAGCUACCAGGAGUACACUGAGGCUGCUAUGAAUGAAAGAGACUGCGAAUUUGGGGAGAAUGUGGUGGUGCACGCGGUAGGCGGCAAUGAGGAGAAUUAUUUCGUUAGCGUCGUGACAGGUCAGGAGCUUGAAAGUGUACGACUUCGAGAAGCAUCUCUCAAAAUCUGA